Pseudomassariella vexata is the source of this 1017-nucleotide messenger RNA. RefSeq lists its product as uncharacterized. The record is from RefSeq and is a predicted model, not a curated record. Gene Ontology annotation, cellular component: cytoplasm. Gene Ontology annotation, molecular function: protein prenyltransferase activity. Lineage: Eukaryota; Fungi; Ascomycota; Sordariomycetes; Amphisphaeriales; Pseudomassariaceae. The coding region runs from base 1 to 1017 and encodes 338 amino acids. Gene Ontology annotation, biological process: protein prenylation. The transcript has a single exon.
AUGUCUCGCGCUUUGGAUAAGGAAAUUUUGGCUUCAUUGAAGUCAGAAGAUCCCGUCUUCGUUUACCAAGACAUCUCAAGCAUCCUGGUCUACCCGCCGAGUGACAACCUCUUAGAAAUCGAGCUGCUCGGCAAAAGUCAUCCUUUAGAGCCGGGCAUCAACUUCCUCCAGGAUGGAAACGCAGUGGCAAUACCAAAGCUGAGACUGACGCAAGCGUUCUUCGUGGCCUGCCAGAUAAUACGAAAACAUCUUUCAGAACCGCCCAAGUCACCAAUGGACAAGACAGUGGAAGCCACGGCGGUGGUGCUACUUAUGGAUCCCGAGCAUCUCACAGCUGCAAACCUCAGGAAAAGGGCGGUCCAGUCGAGGCUGGCUAAAGGAGAACCAGUCCAAAUAACGUUGCUCCGCGAAACAAGAUUUGUGGACAGCUUACUUACGGCCCGUCUACACCGUCAUACGAAGUCUCCUACUUUAUGGAGCCAUAGGCGAUGGUUGAUGCGGAGAUUCCAUGAAUGCGGCCUUCAUUACGACCUUCGGGGAUUCAUGGGGAAUGUAGUCAUGGUCGCCGCAGAAAGACACCCGAGAAAUUACUACGCUUGGGACCAUGCGAGGUAUCUCGUGAAGGAAUCGCAGCUUGAAGCUCAGUUGUACCGUGGCCUGGUUGAUGAUGUCAAAGAAUGGUGCUUCAAACAUCAUAAUGACAUAUCCGGCUGGAUGUAUCUCGGCUUUCUUGUCUCGAGCAUCGGGGAGGAGGGUGAGAGGGCGGCCAAGUGCUCAUCUGUUCUUACAGACACCAUCGACCUUGUCAGGACUUUUCAGUGGACGAACGAGUCCGUUUGGGUAUUCUUGCGUACGAUGACUGCGAGAGAACCGGCAAGCACUGAGACCCUCGAAUCUUUCGAUAGCGUCAACAGAAGUUUGGCUUCUGCUGCUGGCGAUGAUACGGCUACUGGGAAAAUUCUCGAUGAAGCAAGACAAUGGGUCGCAUCAAACCCAAUAGACAGAAAAAAAGUUUGA